Molecule: messenger RNA, 453 nt
Organism: Aspergillus novofumigatus IBT 16806
Lineage: Eukaryota; Fungi; Ascomycota; Eurotiomycetes; Eurotiales; Aspergillaceae
Exons: 1
Coding region: 183-422 (79 amino acids)
Source: RefSeq, a predicted model, not a curated record
UAUUUGCGUUGAGGUUGUGUAGUUUCGUUUUCAGCCACUAAUACCUUUCUGCUUCUUUUCUGGGCGUCAACAACUUCUGUGCUUAUGAAUCAAGCCUCGUAUCUCGGUAAGCCUUUGACGAGAUACUCGUCUGAUACUCGGGAUGGGCUGUACCUUAUGAUCCGUGGCUGGUGAAGAUGUAAAUGAUACUCCGGGCUCCCGCACUUCCCCGUGUUUCAAUACGUUAUUGCCUUAUGAUCUUUGUGUCGACUUUGUCCGCCAUCACUUAUAAUGAAAUGAAUCCCUUUAUGCCGAUUCUGAUGAACCCGCUAUCUCUGCUCUCAAUUAGAAGGUAUGGCGACUUGAUGAGUGAGAACGCGCCUAAAAGAUAUAGCUAUCUCCACCAUCAAGUAUCUAGCCACAAGUACAGAACGCAACGUUAGGAGAUUCUCCAUCUCUCAGGUACGAGAAGUG